ACAGGGAAUAAACAGUUUCUCCCCGAAGGUUUCCCGCGGACUGAAGCAUCUGGUGGUUUCUCCUUAAUUACGUUGCUGGAUUGCCUGGCGUGAGGGAGGGAAGGAGGGAGAGAGAGGAGAGUGUGAGAGAGGAGGGAGGCGAGGCAGGGAGGGUCAGAGAGGAGUAAGUGAAGGAAGUAAAGUAAGAUGGUGCAGGAUUGAAUAGUGAAGGUUCAAGGUGAGAUGGACGGCAGGCAGGUGAUGCAAGGCGUGGCGGCGGGAGGGCAGCGGGAAGGUACCCUGUGGGUGUGUGUCACUGGACAGCAUGCAGCACGCAAACACAAGCUCCUGCUCUCACCGCCUCUUGCACCUCUGCACCCUCUCCCCCACCACUGCACCCUUGACCCCCCCACCAGUGCACCACAUGGUAUGACAGGCACGAGCGUCAGUCUUCCAGGAGGGCCGGCGGGGCGGUGGCGGACUGGCUGCGGUGUUCAGUGUUCAGUGCUGGGGCGGCCACGGAGACGCUCAGCCGCUUUCCUCCCUGCUCCGCCCGCCACUGUGUACAUAUUGCAGCGGGUGGAGCAGUGUGUGUACAUACCUGUUGUGUGUGUGUGUGUGAGAGAGAGAGAGAGAGAGAGAGAGUGGAUGUGUGGGUGAGUGGAUGGAUGGUAAGAGUAACAGCAAGCAGUGUUGCGGUGCGAGGCCUGUGCUGUUAAUCCGUGAGUGUUGAUGACUGGCGUGUGGCGAGGUUGUGUGUAGUCCCGAGAGGACAUGCAGGAGCGGCUGGUACAGGGGGGCAGGACGGGGCAGCCCCUGGAUGGGGUGGUCGCGCCCCAUGCCGCGGAGGCCAAGAUGCGCCUCCUUGGCGGUGAGGUUGACGGCGGGGGACCUCGCUCCCCUCAGAAUGGUGUGCUCCCUUUGGCCUUCUCUCCUGCUGAGGACAGCGAGCAGGGCGUCGCGUCGCCUGAACAGCCUCAAUCUGGCAGUGACUCAGAGAGUGUUUACCAGUCCCAGCGGGGCGCUCAUUCACCCGCCGCCGACCUUGUCUCAGACGCUGACUCCUGGGACGACCUUGAGAAGAGUUUUGCCCGUGUGUACGAGCCCAUCCCUGGCCGCCUGCUACCUGGCGGGGUGCCUGGCAAGGGCCCUGAUGCUCCGUUACAGCCGGACUGCGGCAGCGGCAGUGGACGGCCCCGCCAGCAGCAGGUGGUGGCGCAAGUGCACUUUGCCGCUAGUGACACAGACAGUGACUUCGGGGAGACAGACUAUGUGACGCGAUCUGAACUGUACCGCAACAUCCAGAACCUGCAGGACACGCUGGCCCGCCGGGAGGAGGAGCGCAAUGACGACGCACAGUCGUGGCGGUCCCUGCCCAGCCAGUGUGACGACCCUGUGUACAUCUCCCGCUCAGAGAUUUUAUCCAGAGUGGACCCCACGUAUGCUUCGCGAGCUGAGGUGGCGAAGGCCGGCAAAAAGGCGUGCACCAGAGAGGCCACGUACGUGUCCCGCGCAGAGAUCCUGGCGCGCCUCAAGGAGAUGAGGGAAGGCGAGGACGAGCGCGGUCUCUCACCCGCACACGUGGUGGACGCCAACUGGGAUGUAUGUUCUUGUGUCUCUUGUGAGCACUGUGGCACUGAACACGCCUCUGCCUCCGAAGCUGAGUGUCCGUGCGGUGCCGGAGCUGCAAGCAAGAGACAUGAAGGGCUCGCCCAGCGCCCGAGAUCCUCCUCACCCGCCGCCCGCUCGCUCCUCUCCCAAGACUCUUGGUCCAACGGAGAGUUUGAGAAAAUUUACGAGCCGGUGCACGGACUACGACAGGAACACCUGGUGAAUCGCACCCUGGAGGAGCAAGAGAAGCGCCUCAGGAAGCUGGUGCGCGCUGAGGAGAAGCGUGCCUCCCUCCGCAGGCCCCAGUAUCUUCCCGUGGACGUGUGGAGUGUCAGCGAAAGUGAGGACGUGUAUGAGUCCCUGGCCAGGGUGGCCCGCGCUUCGGUUCGCGCUGGCGGGCCCGGUGGAGGCAGUCAGCGUGGUGGGGCGAGGCGGAACUCGGAGAUUGAGGUGGAGCAAUACGUGAAGGAACUGUUGCUGGGGCGUGACGGGGAUCCAAACCACAUCCCCGAGGACCCCGUGGUGCAGGCCAUCACGCGCCACAUUUGCCACCACCUACACACUAGGCAGUUCAAGAAUGAAGAGGAGAGGAAUCAUGAGAUCAAGGAGCAGCUGAAGGAGGCGCUGUCGCAGGACUGGGAGACGCUGAGCAAUAUCAAUCUGGGCCACAUCUACGUGCCCAUGGAGGAGAGUACCAAGAGCAGCCCCAAGCUGCCCCCGCGUGAGAACACAGACUAUGACACCUUCGGCAGUAUUGACUCCCUCAUUUUUGAGCCCAAAGUGGCGACGCCUCACAACGAGGAAGACGUGGACCACCUGCUGGACCUGGCCCUCGAACAGCCCUAUGGUGACCCUGCCUUAGCCACCAAGACCCUGCUGGCGGCACAGGAGGCCCGAGGGAAUGUGAAAGACGACCAUAAUGAGAAAGAAAGGGAGAAGGAGAAGGAAAAGGAGGAAGAGGAGGAGGAAACUCCUGUACCGACCCCAGUGUCAUCUGCCACGCUGCCAGAAAGUGAACCAGACCAUUUCCUUUAUGAUGCGGACGAAGAGGCGACUCAACAGGACAAGCAGGCUGAUCGAUUCUCGAGGACCAGGAAGAAAGGCUCCUUCCUGGGUGGAGCCACACAUCAGUCCUCUCCGCCGUGGCCACAGGACGCGAGUUUGCUGGACCACAGAAGUAGUGGUGCCAAGUUGCCUCUCCGCCAGAAAAUAUACAAUGGGCUGGUUGGUUUGGGGUUUCUAAAAUUUGGUGCAAAGGACGUCAAAAACUCUCCCCCCGUGCUGCUGACCAGCGGCGGCGUGCUGAACAAUCCCCGCCAUCCGGAGUCCACAGAGGCCAAACCCCUGAGGAAGGCGGAACUGGCCCUCACACAGAAGGACUUACAGAGGUACGAGUCCUUCAAGCUGGACUUUCAGCGGCUGUCUGGCGGGUUGCUGCGGCUGCCCAGCGAGGAGGACUCCACCUACGACUACCACCCCGACCACCGCUCACCCCUGGAUCUGGGCGGUACCAGCACCACCACCACCAGCAGGGACACGGCAGACUCCGAGACGGACAGCGCCGCCAGCGUGGAGAGCAUCAUCUACCGCGGGGCGCUGGUGGAGCCCGAGCAGCGCCGCAAGAAGCUGCAAUCAGCGUUCCGGCACAAGUUUGUGGUGAAUCGCGGCAACGAGUCAGACACGAGCGACGUGCUGGAGAACAAGUCAGUGAGUCUUGGCACACAGCCCUACUUAGACUCAGACACCUCGUGGGACUACAUGGAGGCAGGUUACGCACUACAAGACUCUAACAGGUACAACCCCGCGCCCAUCACCGUGCCCGGGCCCCACGUUGUGGCCAACCUGCGUCGCAAGUCCUCCAAUGCCCUGGAAGACCUCGAGGCACCGCACUCCAUGGAGACACUGCUGGAAGAUUCAGACCGACCCCCCACCGCUCCCUCCUCCUCCGUAUCGCUCUCCCCAGCCUUGCAGUCCGAACCUUCCACGGAGCUCGGCGAGGAGGACGGCCGCCGUUUAUUUCGCGCCUACCAGCAACGGCAGAUGCGCGCGUGCGAGGAGGCGCGACCCGGCGGAAGCACCACCACCGCCACCUCCCACGACUACCAAGAUGAGGACGUGUACGACGUGUGUGGGCGUGCUCGCCAGCAGACUCCUCCGGUGGUGUUGCUGAAGCACCACGUGUACCAGAGCAUCGAGUCCCUGGCCUCGCGCCUCUCCUCAGUGGCUUCCCUCAAGACUGCCGCCACGGACGCCACGCUGGAGGAGGGCGAGCUGCAGAUGUACGGCUCGCGGCACGGUGAGCCCAUCUACGGCGUGCGCAACUCGCGUCUCUUCCACUCCAUGAACGGCGCCUUCGUGAGUCGGGAGGGCGAGGAUAGUGCCAAAACGCCCGUGGUGAUCCGCAAAGGCCAGGCGGUUGAGCUGACGGAGGAAAUGUUCAAGGCCGGCUCCGAGGAUGGCAUGGACCACCUGGCCAACAUGACCUUCCACACCACGCUGCUGCCCGCCGCCAGGGACAAAAUGUUCUUCCACAAUACCGUCUCCUCUACAGAGUCCCGCGAAGUGCACUCCUAUGAAAAUGACAGUGAAAUCUACGGCACGCGAGCAGAGGUGUGCGCUGAGAUGAUGCGGGCUUCCGGGAAACGACUGGUGGGGGAGGGACAGAAGGAGGAGCAGGGGGAGGAGAGGGAAGGUCAGGAAAGUGCCGUAUUAACACCAGCAGUGGCCUCAGCAGAUGAGCCUGAAGGAGUGAAGGAACAGGAGCCCCGUGGCGAGAAUGAGGACCAGGGCACCUCUACAGACAAGAUCAGGCGCGUGCAGCGUCUAGGUGUGAGCAUUACCGGCAACAACGAUAUGAUGAUCCGGGAGUUGAAACUUAAACUUAGGAGCAAGUUUAGUGACAGCCAGGAAGAGGUGGAGGAGGAGCACGUGGGAGGGGAGGACGUCGUGAAGGGACCCUUGGCGGCCAGUCUGUCCUCAGACUCCGUGGCCCUAAGGAGGGAGCAGCUGGCGCCACACAUGAACAAGAUUCUAGGCCACCUGCAGCAGCGACACCUGAACGAGAGUCUUUCAGCGAAACAGGAAGCUGCAGCCCCGGGAAGCUGCCCUGCCGCGGCCCCGCCAAGCCCGCCACAGCCCGAGCAGGGGGUGGAAGAUGAGAAGCAGCAGAAGAAUGAGAGGGAAAAGGAGAGGGAGACCAUUCGUGUGGAGAGAGAGGACGGGCGGGUGGAUCAGGUGUAUGUGCCCACCCCAGACUACACCCCCGCCUCCACCCUACCCAGGGACAGACCCACCUCCCCCCCGCCACCCCUGCCGCCCCUCCACAGCUUCCCCUUGCAUGACCUCAGCUUUGAUUUGGCUGACCUGGCCAAGUUUGUUCACGAUCACUUCGCCCAGAACAAAGACAUGUACCUGGACCAAGACCGCUACAACCACAACCGCUACCGCCGCCACCACCACCACCAUCACCACCACCAGGCCGGCGAUGAUCCUCGCCCGCCUCACCACGCAGACACCCCUGCUGGUCAUCAGGACGUCCUUGACUUGGAUGUGAGACGCAAACUGGCGGACCUGAACGCCACGUGGUCUGACCUGGAGAGCAUCAUCUUUGCUGACGAGGAGAAGAGACACGAGAUGGAGGCGGCCACGGAGAGCAUGCUGCCCAUGAGCCGCAUGGAAGGCUACCGGGGCGGCGAGGUCCUGCUGUGGGAGCAGCUGGCCAAGAUGAGGCGCAGCACGGCACCCGAGGACCAGGAGCGCUGGCAGCUGGAGAAGACCAAGAGGAUGCUGCUGUGGAUCCACCUGAGCGGCGACAACACCUACGCCAGGUGGUGCCACGGCAGCCGCUGGUGGAAGGCCAAACAACGAGCCUCAGUGUCCUGGAUUGUGCAGAAAGCCCACAAGAACAAGGUGCCGACGGACCUUCAGGACCCAUACUACCGCGACUAUGAGGGAGUGGAGCACCUCAAGCCGGGCAUCGUGCACCGGUUGGCCAACGCAGACUUGUACUGCUCAGCGCUGGCCAACAUCUAUGGUGAUCCCAACUUCCACAACCUCAGCCACUGGAACAUCAUCCAGGCGCUGGCCCGGAAAGGGGUGUACGUGGCGGAGCCCACCGACGUUGCACUCACCGAGACCGUCCUCAUUCAGGUCUCCCCCAUCAAAAUGUCUGCUCAUUUGGCUGUGAUAGAGGCCAUGAUGGCGCUGUACAUCCGGGAGGUGGUGGUGGCAGAGCGGGUGGUGUCGGUGCUGCAGCGGGUGGGGGGUGGGGCAGUGCCGGAGCGGGCGCAGGAUCAGGAGGAGGCACUGGUGCUGUGGGUGAGCUGCAUCACUCAGGCACUGCAAGACCGCAUCCACCACCACGCACAAGCACAGGAGCAGGAGUUGCCAGUGUUUCCUCGCAUCCAGGACUUGAGUGACCUAAGUGACGGCAUAGGCCUGGCAGCACUGGUGGCCUUCUACUGCCCUCAGGAGCUCUCAUGGCAGGACAUUGCUGUGGCCGAUCCUCCCUCCAUUGCUGACUCCCUCUAUAAUGUUGGCCUAGUAACCAGGUUCUGUCAAGAGAGUCUCCCAUACAACCCUUGUCUCCUAACCAAAGAAGAUGUUGUAUAUAUGCACAGUUCCGUGAAACAAAAUGUUUUAGCAUUUGCUGCUGAGCUGUUUUUCCUUUUGGAGCUUGAGCCAGUGUCCUGUGUGUCCCUGCCUGGCAGCAGAAAGAUGUCUACCAAGUACAUCCAGCUGUCUUCACCAGGUGGUGGUGGGUGUAGCGGCUGGAGUGGGUACCACAGAAGCAUGAAGGUUAUUCCAGACCUCCGGGCGAGUCUCUCGCCUUCUUCUGCCCACUCCACUGCUUCCUCCUCCUACUCUUCUGCCCGGUCCUCUACCCACUCCCAGCAGAGGUCUCCCUAUUCCACGCUGAGAGGUCGGGGUGGAGGCAAAUCACCAUCCUCCGGGGAAAGCGGAUCAGGCUCAGGGACAGGGACAGGGUUAAGGCGGCAGCAGUCCCUGACGGAGCGGGAGCGACCACGCAGGGACAGAGCCUCCGUUCAUGAGGGUGACGAGGAGGGAGCAUGUGGGGGUUUCAACUGGGUGUCUAUAUACCCACAAUGGUGGUGGUCAUGCAAUCACAAAGUGACAGACCGAGAGUGUAUUUACUGCUGGCGACAGUACCAGUCGCAGCCAUUUGGCGACCAGUACUCUUACUACCUGGCCUCAGCCCAAACCUGCCAGCCCUCGGGGCACGUCCCGGCAGCAGGGGCUGGGUCAGGCCACAGCCAAGGGCACAGCUACGGCUCAGGUCUUCCUCAGGGCCUCAGCUACAACAUUCCAGCCCGAGAUGCUCCGGCUCACCAUCACCACCACCCUUCUGGUCACGGCCUGUCACAUGAGCGUGUUAGGGCACGGGCCAGCCACCCAAUCCGCUUAGAGGCCUAUGCCAUGAAGCCGGCCGGAGCUCCAAGCGUCCGCCGUUCACAGUCCAUGAACCUCAACGACAUGACAGACCAGCGGGUGCGUCUUGAUCACAGGCAGCCAGAGAGGUUUGAGAACACCCCUUCCUCUUAUAACAGUGACUACGGUGGCCGAGACAGUUCAAUGAGUGAUGGACAGGAAGGAGACUUUGUCGUCCAGCGAUCCAAAGGUCUGUCCACACUGAGUGACAUGAUGCGGACACAGUCUCCACGUCCCUCCCACGACUUCGACAACAUCCCCUACUCAUCUAGGUCUGCAGUGAAGGAGAAACUGAAUAUGGACAGCAAGGAGGAGGAGCUUGGAGAAAGAAGCAGAGGUCUGGGAAGACGAGGAAGCUUUAACAACUCCCAUCCGGACCUACCUGCCGCUGGCAUGCCCUCCCGGUAUGAGGAGCGCCCACAUGGACGCUCCAGGUCACGACGCAACUCCAUCAGUGCUGAGGACUCCCAGCUGACCAUAGAAAAUUUUGGUGGGAGUCAAGAUAACUUGAAUUACAUUUCUAGAAAUCCUGAUAAAGAGCAGUUUAUCCAUUCUGGGAGAAGAGAGAGCUCAAAUAUGGAAGGUCCACUGUCGAGGGAGGGGAGCAUGAGGCCAGAGUCUCGAAGCAGUCGUGAGCGAAGUGUUGAGAGACGACUGGACCUCCACCGGGGAAGCACAGAGGAACUAGACAAUCGUUACGUGGACAAAUUAGAGAAAGAGGCUCUAGAGCGAGAGAAACGUGACUUGUCAAUGUAUGCCAGUAAAGAGAAACUCUUGGUGCAAGAUCAAAUGAAAAGUACCAUAGAGGUUGCAGACUCGGGUAGUGAGAGUGAUGUUUCCUUUGAUAGGGAUAAGCAGAUGGUGAAGGCCACUAGUUUUGCUGAAUUAUCAAAGUUGAAGGAGCAACUACCAAGUGGUAUCAAUAUCAUAUACAUGCAGUCAGAUAAAGAAGAUGGCUCUAAGAGAAGCAGCAAAAGCUCAGAGAAGAAGACCACUUUUGCUGCACUGCCGAACCAGACCACCUGGAAGCAGCAGACAGCACAAAGCCAUUCCGAUGACAACAAGUCAGCAAGUGAUGAAAACAUGGAGCCUCAGGUGAUGGCAUCAGAGCUGCACAAUGUGAGGCUGAAGUUGGAGGAGAAGAGGCGGAGGAUAGAGAAUGAGAAGAGGAAGAUGGAGCAAGCAAUGAACAAUCAGCGACAAAAGCUUGGCAAGGAGGCAUUCAUGCAGGCUGUGGUGAAGGGGGGCAAAGGGUCCUCCACUGGGUCCUCAACACCCACCACCUCAGACCCUGAUGCUCAGGACACUAUGGUGGACUCAGUGGAACAGUCCGUACCCAAACAUCCUUCCUCUAACGUCAUCACAGCCACUCAACUUAAUCCAGACUUGUCACUAAAGGACAUAAGCUCUGAGGUGAACAAUGUGUCUCGGCGGUGGUUGGAGGGGGAGGCCCAGAGUGAGGAGGUGCAGACGCCUGACUUGGAUACAAUGGACUACGACCAGUACCACCAGUCUCUAACUCAUGGGGAGAGUGGUAUGGAAGAUUCUCGACGCUCUUCCAUGGACAACCCUUAUGCAGCACAGUUGCGGCGAAAAUCUUACAUAGGGCCAGAUCCCCGAGAACGGACUCCCACACGCUCACCUAGACCGGAUCUGCGUCGCAUGAGCCUUUACCUCGAGCCUGGCUCCUGGCGCGCCGGCCACGACCUUGGGCUGCUCCCAUCAGCACCCCCGCGUCGCAUCUCCAUGGGCCCAGACUCUUUUACACCACCUUACAGGAUGACAGAUUCCCUCACGGAGAUCCAGGGUGACAUCCAGCGCCUCUCUCAUCAGCAGCAGCAGAUUCAGAGCCUCAUGCACAACGGAAUGAACUCACCAGCCAGCCAAGCAAUGCAGCAGCCACCUGGACAGUUUUACCUCCAUGACCAGCAGCAGGGCAGUCCUGUGAGACGGCUAUGGGGGCAGCAGCAGCCACCCGGUGACAGUUAUGCCUCCAUGUCUCCUGCAUCUCGGCGAGCCCAGUGGGGUCCUGCCAGGCCAAUGAUGCCUCAAGGGGACUACAUGAUGGCCCCACAGCACCCAGGCUACUACCCUGGCUACCAGAUGAACCACAUGGGCCAGAUGCCACCUCAACCCCCAAUGCCCUCAGCUGCUGGCCAGGGCUUCAUGCUGCACGGUCAGCCUCAGUCCCUCCCCCACCACAAUAUGUACCAGAAUGGACAAGGUUACUACAGCCCAGAGCACCAGUAUAGAGGUUAUCCUUCCACUGCACAAACCUAUGGCUCCAGUGACCAGCAGAGACAGAUGGGGCAGACUCCUCCCUUCAGAUUACACAGGGAAGGUGGGAGUAGUGGUGGUGGUGAGAGUUGGGGAGGAAGUGGGGGAGACAGUCGGGGUCCCAGCAGCCUUAGAUCCAGUGCACAGUCAUCUCCAAGCAGACAGCCUAUGCAGCGACAGCAGAAGUCCCCUAGUCCUCCACGGCAGCCUCUCAUCUCCCACCACGCUCCUGUGGCUGCCCCUCCUCCAGAUGACAUGGAGCCACAAAGUGUCUCCUUCAUUAACUCCACAGAUGAUCAGAACAGUGAAAAUCAAAGAGAUGACAGUGAUAUGAAUGAUAAAUUUAAGAGAUUAUCCAUCACCUCUGGCAGUAAAACUUAUCGUAUCUCUCAUGAGCCUGGUUCACCAACCAGACCAAGCUUGGGGGUCAAAACAUACAGGGUUCCCACUAAGAGAGGGACACCAGUCAUUGAUUAUGUUGACCUUCCUCAGCCUGCUCCCCCACAAAGGUCACGGACUCCACCUUACCACCAAGAUAAUGGCAAUGAGGAUGAUGAUGAACUAAAUAUUAAAGCUGAGCCUCUCCAAGAAGGUGUUAAAGGUGACAAAGGAUUUUAUAUUUCUUUUGAUAGUGACUCAGGGCCUCGGAAACCAAAACCACAAUUGCGAAGCAAAAAAAUGUCUCGGAAAAAUUCCAGUCCUUCUACACCAGCAACAACACCAAGCAAGGAAGAUCUUCCUGUUAUACCUAACCGACCCAGUCGGACCUCCAAUGACUCCUUAGACCACCACCAUGGCAGCAUGACCCCACAUAGUAGCCCCAGCAUGGCCCAAUGUACUUUUGCUCCCACUAGUCCAAAGUCAGACAUGAAGGGUGGCUGGCCACCACCACAAGCCAAUGGGCUGGUCCAUAAACCUCCCUCUGAACCUGAGAGAGAGGAGGAGCAUGAAGCUGCUUCCUCACAGCCAGAGGAAGUGACUACCUUAUCUAAUAAGAGCAGAAGCAAAGAACCAAGUGCUGCUAUGGCUUUAGUCAUUGGAGAAGACAUAGCUGACGCCGAGAAUUCUAGUGCAUCCGAGAUGGAGAAGAAGAAGGAAAGGCUGAUGAUGCUGUCCAUGAAGCGCAAACAGGAACAGGAGGAGGCCAGAUUAAGGAAGGAGAUGGAAGCUCAAGAGAAGAGAGAAGCAGAAAAAUUAAAAGAGGAAGAAAAAUUGCGGAAAAAGGAAGAAGAGAAAGCUCGGAGGCAAAUGAUUCUCGAGAGAUAUAAAAUCAAGAAAGCCAUGGAAGAGGCUGAGAAAGAGGGUCGCUACUAUGAGCCUCCCCCUGGCAUGAGCCCAGACCCACCAAGUUCCUCCCACGGUAAGCCAUCUGUGAGACUAAGAAACAAGCCACCUGGAGGAGGCGGAGGGCGGCCCCGGCCUAAGACUAUGGCCGGCUCCUCAGUGCCAGAUGUCACUGAUGAGAUGAUGUAUCCCAGUCAUAGCAAGAAAGGCAGCACCCAGAAUAUAGCUGGGGAGGUUGGGAGGAGAGGCGAUGGCGGUGGGCCCGGCAGUAUGAGGAAGAGCAGUGGACGCUGGGGCUCCUCCCACUCCUUGUCCCGUGCAUCCGGCUCUCGCGGGUCCAACUCCAGCCUCACCGGAGACUACCCCAGCACCUCGCGCACCCUGGACCGAGGUCACACUGGCAGGCGACCCACCUCAGUCAUUGGGUAUUCCUCCCUGGCACGCGGGGAGGACAGGAAGCCUUCACUGUAUAGGUCCCAAGGUGCGGGCCUCAAUUAUGGUGAGGAUUACCGUGUGCACGAGGCCAGGAGACCCAGCCUGGCAGUAGAGGGUGGGGGCUCCAGGCUGAGGCGGGGAUACAAUGGGGGUCCCGCUGGAGGCUAUCGAAAGUACCGGUCCACAGGCAACCUGAGUGGUCAGAGUGAGCAUGACAGCUUGGUGUACCAUAUGAGUGAAGACAGUGGGCUGGGCCGUGCCACUCCUCCACGCCGUGCUCCCUCGCCUGGCAUGGCUAGACACCUUCCCUCUCCAUCAGGCCCAGGGUCACUCCCUCCAGGCCUUUUCUCUAAGCGGAGACAGGGAGGCUUUGAUGAUGCUGCCAGUGAUAUUUCAUCCACCACCAGCUCUACGAUGGAUUACCAUGGAGGCCCAAGACUGUUCAAGCAGCCAACAGCUAAGUCAAACAGGACUAUUAUUCUUAAUGCAGUUGAAUAUUGUGUCUUUCCUGGCAUGGUGAACCAGACAGCUAAGCAUCGUGUCUUGGAGGAGAUAGCUCGGUCAGAGUCCAAGCAUUUCCUUAUCCUGUUCAGAGAUGCUGGAUGCCAAUUCCGAGCCAUCUAUUCCUUCAAUCCUGAAACAGAAGAGGUUUACAAAUUGUAUGGCACAGGGCCAAAGCAAGUCAACGACAGAAUGUUUGAUAAAUUUUUCAAAUACAACUCUGGUGGAAAGUGUUUCUCCCAAAUCCACACCAAACACCUAACUGUGACCAUUGAUGCCUUCACCAUCCACAACUCCCUGUGGCAAGGCAAACGUGUCAAUCUUCCACCUAAAAAGGAUAUGACUCUUGUUAUUUAGGAAACUUGUUUGCAAGAGACCACAGAACCCACCCUCCAUGUUUCCUGAUAUAUGAAUGUGCUUCAGGACAUAAUUUUACCUUGUUACUCCAGUGCUCCAUUCAAAAGUGUAAGAACAGGGAAUGUUUUGUGUUACUUUUAUCAUGGGAAGUGUUGCCAUAUGUCAAUCUGGAAUCUUACUAGACAUCUAAAUUUUCAACUACCAUAAUUUGUUUUGAAAUAUGCAGCCUUUCAAUAACUUUUGUUGUCUUAUUAUUGCUUGAAGCAUUUAAAAAUUAGGUUGUGGUAAAGUUGGUCAGUAUAGACAUUUAGUCAGGUUGUUAUGCUUUGUCUGCAGCAGAACUUUGUGAACUGAACCAGAUAUACCAAGAUGCCAUUUUCAUUCACUGUGGCAAUGAUUAUGAAAUGCUUUUGAGUGACAGUAAUAUGCUAAAGAUUCUCUCUCUCUCUCUCUCUCUCUCUCUCUCUCUCUCUCUCUCUCUCUCUCUCUCUCUCUCUCUCUCUCUCUCUCUCUCUCUCUCUCUCUCUCUCUCUCUCUCUCUCUCUCUCUCAGCAAUAUGAACAUCAGACGGACUUCUUUGUGUGGCAUAUAGUCACGUGUUUCUGUGAGGAGCAGAAUGUGUUAAGUGAUAUCCUGCCAUUAGCAGCCUUUAAUGCAUGAUGCUGUAAUGAUUAGUUUUGUAGAGUGCCCUGUUGAAGCCAAAUAUAUCUAGACAAAUUGCAGAGAUUCUUCCAGCGAGGAUAAUUACUCUUUUGGGAAUUUUGGUUUUCCCACUCUGUAUUCUCAGUUGCCUGUGAGGGUACUACAAGAUCAAAGUUGGAUUUUUUACUCUAUUCCUUUUUUUAUAUGAUGAGUUAGUAUGGAGUUUGUAUUGAAAACAUGGGCUUACAGUAGUGGAUAAAAAGCAGCAAGGCAUAUAUUAUAUUUUGCAGUGUUAACUAAUGCAAUUCCAUAUAACAUUCGCUUCUCGUACUAAAUCUGUGAUUCUUGUGAUCGUUAGGUAAGACUUACAACACUUGUGUGUAAGUUGCAUCUCAUUGUAUUUUAAGAAACUAGCUUACAAGGAAUGAAAAAGAAAACCUUUGCUGGAUCUAAAAUCCUGGUGUGGCUCCAGCUCUGUUUAGUCUCAAGGAUGCAGAUGAUUCCAGCUCUUAUCAAUAUUGUGUUUUGUCAUGGACUUGUACAUAAAUGUGCAGAAGGGAAAAUUGUAAUGGACUGGAAACAUUCCAUUUUCCCAAAUACUCAGAGAUUGUAUAUCUGAACAAAGAAUUUCCAUUAGUAUGAAGAAUUUUCCAUAGCUUUUCUAUAAAGGAUUGUUAUUGUGUGUCACAUGUCUUGCGAUCCAAGAAAUUAAUCAUAUUGUACUGCUUACAUGACAUCUUCAGAUUUUCAUUAAUAUCAUCUCAUGUUUGUUUAUACAUUGAGACAUUGAAUAUUCAUUUGAAAGUUCAUCUCCAGAGGUGAAGAACAGUUUAGGAAUAAUAUUCUGUAAAGCAACUAAGCUGAUAGCCUACCUGCUGGAGAGAAGGUGCUCAUACAUUCUCUUCUCAACCUUAUUAACCAAUGAUGUACGUACAUGGUAUGGAGAUGAGCACUCCUCAGAGAGUGUGCCAGCAGCUUCAGGAGGUGAGCCAUGGUCCUCUCACCCUCGCCAAACACCUCAAGGGAAACGGGGUUGAACUAAAUAAUGAAGCAUAGUACUGAUAUCACGCUACAUUUUGAUUGUUUAUUUUUUGCCUUUUUCAGGAGUAUAUAAUGGGAUAUGUGUCAAGCUGACCUGUUGAGGUUGGGUUAUGUGUAUGGCCUCUGCACUUUGCAAGCUCUCCUUCACUAAGGGAAACUCAGGUUGUCCAACAAAUCAGCUAAAUUAGAUGGAAGGGCAAACUAACCAAAAGAUUUAUUUGAUAUUUUAAUAGCCUAAGAAUAUUGUAUCAUGUAGAAAUGACAAUAUAUAGAUAUGACAAGGUGCAACAUCCUGCUUCCCAUUUCCCAUUGGAAGAGAAGUCUGCAUGAUUACAGUGAACCAAGCCAGAUAGAUGGUGUGAGGCAAGGCAGCCAGUGUUGGGUGUGGCUGAGAGGGUGGGGGACAUUGAGUACUUGUAUGGAUUCCACUUCCUUUGGUUAAGUGUGAAGUGUACAUAUUGUUUUAUAUUUAUUCCAACAUUUCAAAAUAGGGUGGGCUUAUAGAAAACUCCCAUGUCUGCUUGUUAUUAAUGAUAACAAUAAACUCAGAUUUUUU
This is a messenger RNA of Portunus trituberculatus (swimming crab), 14131 nucleotides long. RefSeq lists its product as uncharacterized. Gene Ontology annotation, molecular function: spectrin binding; microtubule minus-end binding; calmodulin binding. Gene Ontology annotation, biological process: cytoplasmic microtubule organization; neuron projection development; negative regulation of microtubule depolymerization. Gene Ontology annotation, cellular component: microtubule minus-end. NCBI's taxonomy places the organism in Eukaryota, Metazoa, Arthropoda, Malacostraca, Decapoda, Portunidae. The record is from RefSeq and is a predicted model, not a curated record.